Molecule: messenger RNA, 4729 nt
Organism: Hemicordylus capensis (graceful crag lizard)
Lineage: Eukaryota; Metazoa; Chordata; Lepidosauria; Squamata; Cordylidae
Gene: GYS1
Product: glycogen synthase 1
Exons: 17
Coding region: 240-2471 (743 amino acids)
Biological process (GO): glycogen biosynthetic process
Cellular component (GO): cytoplasm
Molecular function (GO): alpha-1,4-glucan glucosyltransferase (UDP-glucose donor) activity
Source: RefSeq, a predicted model, not a curated record
CUAUAGGCAUCCUAAAAUGUCGGUCAAAAACAAAGUCCCGUCUUCUCCAGAACCAUUGGUCUGUUUUUCUCCCCGCUCCUGAGAAGUUGCAGCCACCCCCAUUCCUGGAGACUCUUGCUAACACUUCCCCUUUAAGACCUUGCAACAACCUCCUCCGCUUCUCCAGCACACUUGAGGCUGCUGAGCGUUCUGGGUGGUUUUCUCCCAACCAAUCAGAAAGCCAGGAGAACUGCAGUCCCAUGGUUCUGGAAAGGAAGCCCUGCAGGCAGUGGAGAGAAGAAGGGGCGAGUCAGAAAGUCUCCUGGCUCCGCCCCCCAGGUGGGUGUGGCCUCGGUGCAGCAGGGUCGCUGGAGUUGGGGAGGAGGCGAGGAAUAACUUCGCUGCAGAGAGUUGGUGGGAUCUACACUGUUAUCCAGACCAAAGCCAAGAUCACACUGGAUGAGUGGGGUGAGAAUUACUUCUUGAUCGGGCCUUAUUUGGAGCUGAAUGUCCGCACGCAAGUGGAGCUGAUUGAGCCUCCCAACCCUGCCAUCCGCCGCACCAUUGACUCUAUGAAUGCCAAAGGAUGCAAAGUUUACUUUGGACGCUGGCUGAUUGAGGGUGGACCGUAUGUGAUUCUCAUUGAUAUUGGGGCAACCGCCUGGAGCUUGGAUCGCUGGAAGACAGAAUUGUGGGAAAGUUGCUCGAUUGGGAUCCCUUGGUAUGACCGAGAGGCCAAUGAUGCGGUUCUCUUCGGCUUCCUCACGGCCUGGUUUCUGGGUGAGUUUGCUGCACAAUGCGAAGAGAAACCGUUCAUGAUCGCUCAUUUCCAUGAGUGGCUGUCUGGGGUUGGUCUCUUCCUCUGCCGGAUCCGAAAGCUGCCCGUGGCUACCAUCUUCACUACCCAUGCUACGUUGCUCGGCCGUUACCUGUGUGCGGGCAGUGUGGACUUCUACAACAACCUGCAGAAGUUUAAUUUGGACAAAGAGGCUGGGGACCGGCAGAUAUACCACCGUUACUGUAUGGAACGUGCGGCUGUUCACUGCACGCAUGUUUUCACCACAGUCUCCCAGAUCACAGCUGUGGAAGCUGAGCAUCUACUAAAACGGAAGCCUGAUAUUGUCACUCCCAAUGGUUUGAAUGUCAAGAAGUUCUCUGCCAUGCACGAAUUCCAGAACCUCCACGCCCAGAGCAAAGCCCGCAUCCAGGAGUUUGUCCGGGGGCACUUCUAUGGGCACCUGGACUUCAACCUCGACAAGACGAUUUUCUUCUUCAUUGCAGGGCGCUAUGAAUAUUCCAACAAAGGGGCGGACAUUUUCUUGGAAGCUCUGGCCCGGCUCAACUACCUGCUCAGGGUGAACGGCAGCCAGACCACGGUGGUGGCAUUCUUUAUCAUGCCAGCUCGGACCAACAACUUCAACGUUGAGACCCUAAAAGGCCAGGCAGUCCGCAAGCAACUCUGGGAUACAGCCAAUGCAGUGAAGGAGAAGUUUGGCAAGAAACUCUAUGAAUCGCUCCUUGUAGGAAAUCUUCCGGACAUGAACAAAAUGCUGGACAAGGAAGAUUUCACUAUGAUGAAAAGAGCCAUCUUUGCCACGCAGCGCCAAUCUUUCCCCCCAAUCUGCACCCACAACAUGCUGGAUGACUCCACUGACCCCAUCCUCAAUACCAUCCGGCGCAUCGGCCUUUUCAACAGCAGUGCCGACCGUGUCAAGGUCAUCUUCCACCCAGAAUUCCUGUCUUCCACCAGUCCUCUCCUUCCCGUCGAUUACGAGGAAUUUGUUAGAGGCUGCCAUUUGGGGGUGUUUCCUUCUUAUUAUGAACCAUGGGGCUAUACACCAGCUGAAUGCACCGUCAUGGGCAUCCCUAGCAUCUCCACCAACCUCUCUGGCUUUGGCUGUUUCAUGGAAGAACAUAUAGCAGAUCCAUCGGCUUAUGGGAUCUACAUUCUAGACCGGCGUUUCCGGGCCUUGGAUGAAUCGUGCACACAACUGACCUCGUUCCUCUACAGUUUCUGUCAGCAGACGCGGCGGCAGCGCAUCAUCCAGCGGAACCGCACAGAGCGGCUUUCUGACCUCCUCGACUGGAAGUAUCUGGGCCGGUACUACAUGUAUGCCCGACACAUGGCACUAGCUAAAGCCUUCCCAGACAACUUCACCUAUGAGCCACAUGAACCGACAGCUGCUGAGGGCUUCCGCUACCCACGCCCGGCCUCAGUGCCGCCAUCUCCCUCCAUCUCUCGCCACUCCAGCCCCCACCAUAGUGAGACAGAAGAGGAUGAUGAGCGGUACGAUGAAGAUGAAGAAGCGGAGAAGGACAGACAGAACAUCAAGACGGCAGCCUUAAUGGGCUCAGUUCCUGAGUGGCGGAAGCGUUCUAAGAAGAGCUCCAGCGAAGCCAGCAACUCCUCCAACACCAGCACCCCCACCCUUCCCAGCAGCCCCAGCGACCUCAGCAGCCCCACCAACUCUCUCAUAGAGGAGAAGAAUUAGCUAGAACACUUUUGCUGACACACCCUCCUAUUUUUCCCAUUCCCACCCUCAAUAGGUCAGCUGUUCUCUGGUGCUGGAUUCUGAAACGGUUCUAGUGUAGGUUUCCUAGCAUGUUUUGGAACUGAAGAGGGACUCCGGGUUGGCGUGUUCCUGCGUUGACAUGCAAGGUUGUCUGUUCUAGAUCAGGUUGUGCAAGGGUGGUGGGGUGAAAGAUGGCCAUGCUCUGAAAGAGAGAUUGCCCUUUGCCUGCUCUACAACACGAGGUACAUCCCUGGUGUCUGCUUGAUCUAGAACACAUGGGGACACAUGCCUCUUGAUCUAGAACACAAGGGGCACAUUCUUUGAAAUGUGUUCUAGAGUGCCAUGUAUUGUCAAUCUUUUGGAUGGAGCUGAUGUGUGUAGGAACUCUGCUGCGUCAGUUGUCUUCCCUGAGAUAUAGAAAUGAUCUUCAGAGUUCUCAUCAUUUCUGACUGGGUAGAUGUGUGAUUUAGAAUACUGAACAAUGCUCCCUCCAUGUGUCACUGACUCAGAAAUUCUGCAGGAUUUUAACGAGUGUUUAUGAACAGGGUUUUGUAAUACCAGGAGGUAGUUUUUGGUCCUUUUUUAUGAUGAUAGAUUGUUGGAGGUCUCAUGAGAUGUGGCCAGCAAAGUUCUAGAACGUUCUAGCAUUCUAGAACGUUCUGGCACUGGCCUCCAGUGCACUUGGAGACCAGGAAUACUUUUAAAAGCCAUUGUUGCUCUGAUCUAGGAUAAUGUUUAUGAGGGGAGAAACAGGCUUUUGUUCUCCUGUGGCUUUUGAAUAAGGUGGUGAUCUCUUGCCUUGCUCCUGUGUUUGAGGAAGCUGUAAAACCACUGACAACAAAGACCCUAGAAUGUGGGAGGCAGGGAUUUUAGAACUGCAGUCCUUUUCAAAUAUAAUUGAAGAGGAUAGGGCUUUCUUGUUAGCAAUGGUUGGCCUAGAAUCUCCUUGAAUAGUGUUGCAGUGUAAAACCAUUGAGAGGCCUAGAGCUGUUCUUGAAUGCAGGACAGGUCUAGAUUGGAUAGGGGUAUUUAGGAUUUUGUUCUGGAAAAAAAACACCCUGCCUCUACAGCCCAAAUAAAAUGUCUAUCAUUCUGGGUGGAAGAAAACUAGAACCACAUUGCAUGUAAAUUGUGCUGAAUAAGCAAUUUAAACCUUCCAGGGAAAACUAAAAGGAUGGCUCCUCAUAGCCUGGACACUCUAGAAUCAUUCUAAGUGCAAUAUAAUUUGUUUUAUAUAAUUUUUAAAGUGCCAUGAUGAACUUAAUAAGAAAGAGAGGAGUACAAGGCAGCUGAGAUCACUUUCUGCUAAAGCCAGUGGAAUAAGCCAUAUGCCCAAAUCUUUUAAAAUUUGUCUUCAAGACUUGCAGUGUUGCAGGCAGGCAUUCAACAGGCAGCUAUAGGCAACUUAUAAGGCUCUUUGGAGUACAGCUUUGACUUAUUCUUUCAGGACAAGGUGUCCUGAAUUGGGAGACUUUCCAGAGAAUGUGUUAGAAGGCUGCAUGCUCAAUGUAAUUGUGGCACUGAUGCUUCAAUGGACUUUGAUAGCUCUGAAAAUAAAGACAAGCUGCUAGUGUAUUAGAUGCAUGCCGCUACUAACAGUCUUCUUGGAAUGACUGUGCUAAAAGGCUGCAGGGAAGAGGCCUUAUGGCCAUGAUCCUGGGUAUCUUCGUUCAUAGCACUUGCUAUCUCAGAGUGCCAAUACCAUUCUGGACUGUUGCUUUGCCAACAUGAAGAUGUAGGAGGACCAAAGUAGGUUGUAGAAGAUAAAGAUUUGCAUCGAGAGAGAGAUUGCUUCUCAAGGGUAUAAGACUUAGUGUCUAGUGGGUGGGUAUUUUGUCCAGCACAAGAGAAGCAACUACCUCUAGGGCAGAGCAAGUGCCAGCCAACCCCGAAGCCCCAGUGAUCCUGCAUCUGCUGCCAACCUUGGUAUCAACUGAAACAAGGAAAAUCAUUUUUUUAAAAGACACUCCCCCUGUGGCUGAGAUCACACACUUGUGCUUCCUGUUCCUAUGGACUGACUAAGCUUCUGCACUUUGAUUAUGAACCCUAUCUUUCCCUUUUACCCCAUGAUCCAUUUGGUUUAAGGUCUCAUGAGCCUCCCUCACUGACCUAGAUUUUAUUUAGGUGUGUGGAAAAAUGCUUUGAGGUUUUUUUGGUGUCUUUCUUCUCUUCCCCGCCCUCUUGAAACUGUGUGAAACAAGUCAACAAUGAAGAAUAAAAGCUGUUUGUGAGACAAA